Messenger RNA from Bipolaris zeicola 26-R-13, 639 nucleotides. RefSeq lists its product as uncharacterized. The transcript has 3 exons. Gene Ontology annotation, biological process: mitochondrial electron transport, NADH to ubiquinone. The record is from RefSeq and is a predicted model, not a curated record. NCBI's taxonomy places the organism in Eukaryota, Fungi, Ascomycota, Dothideomycetes, Pleosporales, Pleosporaceae. The coding region runs from base 1 to 639 and encodes 212 amino acids.
AUGCUCCCCGUCACCCUUCGCGCUCUGCGCUCCCGCAGCGCAGCGGCCGCCUCCCGCCCCUUUGCCCGCUAUGUCUCGACGGCUACAACCAGCAACCAGGUCCCCGCCAACGACCCCGUCAAGCGCGACGCGAAGCCGAAUGUCUCAGCAACCAAUGAAAUGGCCACCUCUUCUGAGGGCUCGUUCGACCAGGUUCUCCAGGAGUCUGUGCAGGAUGCCGAGGAGUUGAGGACUACACAGGCGCCCAACUACAAGGGCAUCUGGUCGAGGAGUCAAAACCCGAGGGCAGUUGCGAUGAGCGGGCCGAGAUUUGAGCAGACCAUCAUCGCGGAUCAGCCACGCCCAUAUGCUGCCAUUGAGCUCAUCCACCAGCAACCUGUCCGCUGGACACACGACCGUGUCGUAUCAUGUGACGGAGGAGGAGGUCCUCUCGGACACCCCCGAAUCUUUAUCAACACAGAUAAGCCCCAGAUCUGCUGGUGCACAUACUGUGGUGUACCCUUUGCUCACGAGAAGCACCGCGCUGUCCUCGAAGCUACCCCCGAGCACGAGCUUUCAUACCCACUGGGACCCAAGGGCAAUGCGGCGGAAGUCAACGAGGCACAGAAGGUCACCGAUGAGCCGCUGUCACAGCGGUAA